CGGCCACAUCCAUAUGCAUUCCACACCUGCAAGAAGAUAUAUACCUCCACGAGAGUGUUCAGAAAGUGAAGUCACUAUAAGUGGUCGAGAAAUGUCAGGAGUGUUUGUGCAAGAAUGUUGGAAAGACAUGUCAUUGCCUGGACCAUCCACAAGUGAUUUUCAGAAUCAACAUAUUCAGAAGGCCGAUAUCACUACCAAAGAGGCGAGCAGCUUCAUAAAUCCUUUUGACUUAACAAUAGAUGUCACUGAAAAUGUCGACGAGGAUGACCAAACCACUGAUGAUGAGGAUUAUGAACCAAGUUUCGACAUCACUCUCAGGGAAUGUGGGCAGGUGUUUUGCACCACGUCGUUGGUGAGCAUUCGUGGGGUAUUCCAUACACAGAUGAUGGAGUUGCUGAAUGUUCACAUGGCCCCUUGUCUGAUGUUGAAGCUGUAGGAAAGUCUCUGGAAAAGGGCAGUACAGCUCACAACACACUGAGGAAGGUUAAUUGUGCUCUACAAACCAUU
Molecule: messenger RNA, 507 nt
Organism: Pecten maximus
Lineage: Eukaryota; Metazoa; Mollusca; Bivalvia; Pectinida; Pectinidae
Exons: 5
Coding region: 14-436 (140 amino acids)
Source: RefSeq, a predicted model, not a curated record